Linum trigynum is the source of this 1174-nucleotide messenger RNA. Lineage: Eukaryota; Viridiplantae; Streptophyta; Magnoliopsida; Malpighiales; Linaceae. The record is from the annotation of a GenBank genome assembly.
AACAGACCGGAUUAUAACCUAGUAAUAAUUAUUAUUAUUAUACUUGAACAAUUUUCAAGAUGGAGUCCGACAGGCAAGCUCCAUCUCUUACACUUCGACCUCAAUCAAAUUCCUUUUUUUGUGCCACCCCAAGGGUCUAAACUUUAAACAGGACCAUCAUACUUUGUGAUACGAAGGUAUUAGGGGAUAUCAAACUCAUUGACGCAAUCUUACAGUCAAUAAAGCUUUGACUAUGACGAUAUGUGCAAGAAUAAAUCUUUACGCUAUCCCUUUACAGGUUAAUAUUAGGGGAAUUUCCGGACAAGUACGUUGUCAGAUCCUUUGAAUCUCCAAAUCGAGACUUCUCAAUCAGUCGUGACGACGGAGACAUCCAGCCUCUCGACGGUACGCCCCCGUUGCCCCGUUUCCUGUGUCCGAAUUGAUGUUCAAAUUGAACAGCAGCAGCAAUAAUAAUGUCCAAAUUGAUCCAUCAACCAGGGUGCCCCCAUCUCUCAGACUAUAUGAUCUGCACCAGUUCAUUUCCUGCUGUUCGAAACCGACAGAUUGACCGGUGCUCAUUCUUCUUUUUCUUUUCUUUUUGCAGAAGGAGGUAGAGAAGGCUACGAUUUUGCUGGGUGAUAGAAUUGUUCUGGACCUUCCUACUGAUGAGAAGGGUCAACCAUUGCAGACCUCAUCAAGAAGUUGCAGUUGAGAAGGCCAACAAUGAACAAAUUUUGAAUUUCACACAAUCGCAGGAAGAUGCAGAUAGGCUACUCCGUGGAGACAUUACGACGUCUGAGACCAGACCAUUACCACAAGUGUGGAAGAGGAAGAAAACAGCUCUACUUGUACUGCUGUGGAGGGUGCCAAUCCAGAUGAAGGAAGGAUUAAGGCUUCAGAAGUCAAAGGAAGGCUGACGGCACUAAUACUAAUGCUUCUGCAGCAGGGAAGAAAGGAAAGGGAGCCAAGAACAUGAAGGGCUAAGGGGGGAAUGCCGUGAGGAAGAACAAGAAGAGUAGCUAAGAAACUGUGGUUGCUAGUAGGCAACUCACUUCCAGUCAGAAUGUCCUUGUUGCCUAUGCCAAGCUUUUGGACUUCUCUCCAAUCGUUUCCAGUCAGAAUUGGUAAACGGGGUCAUUACCUAGUUUAAGCUUUUAAUCCGUGUUUGAAAUGUUAAUUAAUGAUUCAAGAGACU